AUGCCUAAAACUAACAAUACACAAAGUAAAAAUUCCCAAGCAAAAGAUACUUUGCCAAAAAGAAUAUCUUUAACUCUUGCCCAAAAACAUGAAAUAUGUCUUAGAAAAGUUACUGAGCCUUCUAUAAAAAAUAAAGAACUAGCAGUAAUAUAUAAUGUUAGCAAAGGAUGUAUUAGUGAUACAUUAAAAAAAUCACAAAAAUGGUUUGAAAUUGAUUCCCAAACACCCGAAGCUCAAGGUAAAAGACAGAACAAGUAUAUACACCCUCUUACUGCUGAAGAAUAUAUUAGGUUAGAUCAGAAAAAUGAAAAUCCUGGUAUACCAUUAUCUGAAGAACAGAUUGUUGCCAUUUUUAAAGAAAAUAAUCCCAUUUCUGAUGAUAAAAGAGAUGAGAAUAUUAUUUCAGUAAUGAGUUCUGAUGCUUUAGUUGCAUUUGAUACAAUUUUUGACUAUUUAAAACAAGAUAAAAAUCAAAAUAUUAUUGAUAAAAAUACUUUAAAAGUAAUGAAAAAUGUUAGAAAAUCAGUUUAUAGAAAUCAUUUUUUUUCCAAAAAACAAACGAGCUUAAAUUUAUUUGUUCAAAGUGAAGAUAGUAAUCUCAAGUCAAAUGAUACUUUUUAUAGUGAUCUGAGUG
This is a messenger RNA of Funneliformis mosseae, 634 nucleotides long. Lineage: Eukaryota; Fungi; Glomeromycota; Glomeromycetes; Glomerales; Glomeraceae. The record is from the annotation of a GenBank genome assembly.